Molecule: messenger RNA, 1846 nt
Organism: Sycon ciliatum
Lineage: Eukaryota; Metazoa; Porifera; Calcarea; Leucosolenida; Sycettidae
Product: protein NATD1-like
Exons: 3
Coding region: 79-459 (126 amino acids)
Source: RefSeq, a predicted model, not a curated record
GGGCACUAGUGCACUGAAUCAGUGAACCGUUUUGAGAUUUGAUCAUUGCAUCAUUUUUUGGGUUAGUUUAGCUUCGUCAUGUUGCGAUCCAUGGCACGGAUUCUGCCGCCCCUCGGCUGUCCUGUGAGAGCCGAAGUCACAAGACCUUGCCAUAGUCGUCCUUUCCAGUUCCCCUCAGGUGUUGAGCAUAGCCCCGAGAUGGGCGAGUUCGUCAUGCGUCUUGAACAGGGAAAAGAAGCGUUCAUUCGCUACGAGAAGUUAGACGGCGGUGGUUGGAAUCUCUACACCACGCAGGUGCCGGAUGAAUUUGCAGGCCGGGGUAUUGCUGCCAAGCUUGCCGAGGUUGCUCUGGACGCAGCGCUCGCAGACAAUGUCAAGGUUACGCUUAGCUGUUCGUACCUGGAGCAUUACGUUGCGAAGAAUCCUGAACGAUAUCGGAACGUUCUCCACACGGAUUAGCUCUCCAGCAAGAUUUCAUUUCACGUUCCCUUCCUGCAGCCACCGGCUAGCACCAUGGGAGAUACAACAGAUUCUAUUCCGCGUUUCUUUCCGCGGUGAGGGCAGCAGGUAGAUUUGGAAGUGUGUGUGUGUGUGUGAUUUCUGACGUGUGCUGUGACCCUGGUCAGUUGACGUAUUGGGACAUACAGUGGCAUAUGACCUGGGCUGACGGUUCUUGUGGCUAAGUCACACAAGUACGUUGUUGCUGGAGGUAAUGCUCCAAUCCUGUGCUGUCAGCAAAUGAUGGUGUCGCCUGGAGUUGAGUUCCCACCUACUCCUCAUGCCAGUUGGGUGGUGUGGUGAUCAGGGGUGCUGCGGAUCUACCCUCAGUGAAAGCGUCAUGCCCUUCUGAUCUGUGCUCCUCACCCCCUCCGACCACUCAUUCAGCACAUUGCUGGUGAUGAUGAUGAUGUGAGAGGUCAGUGAAUGAUGCCAUACGCAGUGUGACAUUAAUACCAAGAUGAUCAGAGCAGCUGGAUACAAACUAUGUUGAUAGCAUUAUCAGUGCCGACCACUUUGUCUUCCAGCUUCGCUAUCAGAUCCCCAAAUUUAUCCUGGAGCAGUUUUUUUCGCAGUCCCUUUGGGGACGCUGGCAAAAUGCUUCCUCUUCUGUGUACACAUUUGCCUUUUAAUCUAGUGUCUGAAGCCAAUGGCAGCUUUGCAGACUUUUGGCAAUACGGUUUCGCCUGUAUUUUUCUGUGUCAGUGUUGAAGCCCAGUGUUGAGUCAACCAUCAUGGCCAGAUUUUGGACAGCAAAAUCUUGAUGGCUUCAUCUUACAACUACAUACACUAUGAUUCAGUCAAGCCAAACUUGCCAAUAAAAACUCCUGUUUUAGCAUGAGAACGGUGUUGUUGUUGUUGUUGUUGUUGUUGUUGUUGUUGUUGUUGUUGUUGUUGUUGUUGUUUUGUCACAAAUUUAAUGUAUGCAGUCAAAUGUUUACUAGGUCUCAGAUAGUCUUCUUCUUCUCAAAUUGGUCUUAUACCCGAGGUUUGCAUUUGUAAGGUCGAACUGUUACAGUGUUACUUGGAUUAUGUUCGAUCUCUCAAAUCCGGAUUCCCGAUCGAUUGCCCGGAUCAUUCAGAUCCUCCCAGGUCCAAUCCAACGAAUUAAUGUGUAAUGGUCGUGCCAAGAAAGGUUGAUUUGCAAAACUGUCGGAUCCAGUAAACCCUGGGUUGGCCAGAUCCAAAUCCGUCGGAUCCGAACCCGGAUUCAACCAAUUGAAAGGGUGCGAAUCCAGUGGAUCCGGUUGAUCUAGAUCCGGAUCUUGCCAAUCGUACAUACCCUUGUACACUGAGUUUUGACAAUGUCUGGAGCAUUUCUUUGCUGUAAAGAGUAUGCUGAACUUCA